AUGCGUUUCCUUACCUCCCUUCUGGGGGCUUUGGCCCUGUUAUCCCGUAUAUCCUUUGCCCAGGACGAUUCGAGCUCUACCUCGAGCCCUACCUCUACCCCAAGCUCCAGCGCCAGUUCGACUUCCACCCCCACUGCUACUUCGAGCGAAGUCCCGUCCUCUACUGCGUCUCUCCCUGAUGCUGCAUCCUCUCAUGGAGCAGGGCGCUGGGGAGCGGUAAUCAGCAGACAGCUCUCCGCCAACGCUCGUGGAGGAAGAACCGCCUUCGUCCCAGCCGACGAUUCGUUCCCAGCACGUCUUGCCCGACAGACAGAAGACGAGAUACAGCAGUAUCUUUACCAAGUCUCCGAUCAGCUCUUCACUGCUGCCGACCUUCGCAAUUCCACUGGAAGCGUCAUUGAGAGUCUGAACGCCAACGCCAACCUGGGUGGUCGUGGACAAGCUGUUAUUUCCCCUGGACAGCGCGGGGACUCUUAUGACGAGAGUUCGUCCAUUGGUCUUUUCAGUGGCCUGGGGAAUAAUGUCACUAUUGUGGAAGAGGAUAUCCCCUUUGACGGUGGGAUUAUACAUAUCAUCAGCGGUCCUUUCACUCCACCGAGCCCCUUGUCUGAUACCCUACGCUCGUCACCCCAGGCAAGCAACUUCUCGUCGUACAUUUCGUCGCAUGUAGCUUCGCUGGGCUCCACAUCCUCUAUUACCGUCUUCGUACCGACCAACGAUGCUCUCUCCUCGUCUCUGGGAUCGAACGUCACGGUCUCUGAGUCCGAAGCUACGGCCCUGGCUGACUCACAUGUUAUCAGUGGAUCGGUGGCCUACUCUCCCCGUCUCGUUGACGGUGCGAGCUUCCAGUCUACCAACGGACGGGAUAUCGCGGUGACCGUUGAUGAGAGCGGGGCCAUCGUCCUGAACAAUGGUAUCAGGAUAGUGCAAUCAGACAUCAUAAUUGAGAACGGUGUGGUUCAUUUGAUUGACAAGCCGCUUUACACACCUGGGGAUGGCACUAUAUUCACCGGAGGUGCAGACUCCGUUUCCCGGCCGUCUCGAAUGAUGAUGAUGAUUGGUGUUGUUGCUGCUGUUGUGGGAGGUACAGCAUAUUUCUAG
This is a messenger RNA of Aspergillus puulaauensis, 1101 nucleotides long. Its product is annotated as fasciclin domain-containing protein. Lineage: Eukaryota; Fungi; Ascomycota; Eurotiomycetes; Eurotiales; Aspergillaceae. Bases 1 to 1101 code for a protein of 366 amino acids. The record is from RefSeq and is a predicted model, not a curated record. The transcript has 3 exons.